AUGGUGCACAACGUGAGGACAAAUGAAGAAUUCAAGGAGGCCCUUGAGACGUAUGACAUUGUCGUCGUCGACUUCUUCGCCACGUGGUGUGAGCCGUGCAAAGUCAUUGCGCCUGUCUACGCCCAUUGCCACGAGCUGGACAAGUUCAAGGAUUUUCGGUUCCUCAAGAUCAAUGUGGAUGAACUGCCUGACCUAUGUGAGGAGUUGAAAGUGUCCUCCAUGCCGACGUUUCAGCUGUACAAGAAGGGCGAGAAAAUUGAUGAGCUGCAGGGUGCUGACCGUGAAGGUUUGAUUAAGCUUCUAGAGAAGGGUCUG
Molecule: messenger RNA, 315 nt
Organism: Fusarium vanettenii 77-13-4
Lineage: Eukaryota; Fungi; Ascomycota; Sordariomycetes; Hypocreales; Nectriaceae
Exons: 3
Molecular function (GO): protein-disulfide reductase activity
Source: RefSeq, a predicted model, not a curated record